AUGGACACAAUUUUCCUUUACAACUAUUAUGGCACUCCUCGACCAGAUUCAAAUGCGACUAGUCUUGAUCAUGAAAUUUUAUCCCAAUUAAUAUUUACAACCAAUGAAGCUGGGAUCGCCUCCUUCCUAACCAAUCAAGCUGAUAAAUCUCAGGUUUUAUCUGGUGUCGUUAAUACAUUGAACGAAAUUUUUCCAACUGCAAACCAAAUGAGCUUUUUUGAUCCUUCCAAAGGAGUUACUUUGCAGCCGAAUACCCGAGUGGUCUGGGAACCUGGUGACGCUUCUCGAUUAGAUAAACAUUCUUUGGAACCGCAAUUUGUCUCAACUGAGCUCUCUUCCGCUCCCGAAGUUUCCCUUCCUUAUGGUUGGGAAAUAGUUAAGGAUCCUCAAUUCGGCUCUUUUUAUAUUGACCACAUUCACAAACGCACCCAAUAUGAGCCUCCAACCCCUUCCGAUUUUACAAACGCAGCCGGUUCAGCCUCUUCAACUUUUAUUCCGCAUAAUAAUUCUUCACACCCCAUCUCAACCAAAAGUUGGCCUUCCUCUACUCGGAUUCCCAUCCUGUCAGAGUCCCAAAAGCCUUUUCUUUCAACCGUUAAUCCAUCACCUCUCCUAUAUUCUCCUAUUAAUUCUCCCCCUGGCACCUCGUAUAUUCCAAAUAAGCACCGGUUACCUCCAAAUGUAUUCACAACAGAUGUUAACCAGCUGAAUGGCCCCAUUGUUACAACCUCUUUUGUAAAAAGCCCUCGUGGUUUUGGAUUCACAAUUAUUGGUGGCACCGAUAAGAACAAGCCUGGAUUUUUACAGGUGAAAAAUCUAAUUCCCGGUGGUCCUGCCUUCUUAGACGGCCUCCUUUGUCCGGGAGAUGUGCUUAUCUCCAUUGGCGACCGCUGUGUACUCGGUUAUACUCAUGCAGAUAUUGUAGCUCUUUUUCAAUCUAUGCCGGUCGGUACUUGCGUUUCCUUAACUGUUAGCCAAGGCUAUCUGCUUCGUUUCGAUGUAAAUGACCCCAGCACCAAGCUUAUUACUACUCUUGCUGUUCGAUCGACACCUCACCAGUCUUUAGGAGGCCCUUUUUUCGCAGACUGCCUCUCAGCACCACCCAUUAAUGAGGUAACCACUUAUUUUGAUCAGCCCAAGCUUUAA
Molecule: messenger RNA, 1146 nt
Organism: Protopolystoma xenopodis
Lineage: Eukaryota; Metazoa; Platyhelminthes; Monogenea; Polystomatidea; Polystomatidae
Source: the annotation of a GenBank genome assembly